Molecule: messenger RNA, 1563 nt
Organism: Paramecium pentaurelia
Lineage: Eukaryota; Ciliophora; Oligohymenophorea; Peniculida; Parameciidae
Source: the annotation of a GenBank genome assembly
AUGGAACUUUAAAAGGAGAGAUUAGCUACUUUUCCUAUAACACAUUAAUUAUUAAUAAAAGGACAUACUAAAUAAGCAACAGCAAUUGGCAUAGAUAAUGCUGGUUCAAGAUUAGUUACAGGAGCAUAUGAUUGUGUAGUUAGAUUUUGGGACUUUUAUGGUAUGGAUAAGAAUACACAUAGCUUUAGAUUGGUUACACCAUAUGAAGGGAAUUAAGUUAAUUAGAUAAGUUGGGCAAAGGAUGGAAAAAAUGUAUUGAUAAUUUGUGCUGAUGCAUAAGCAUGUGUAUUAGAUAGAGAAGGAAAGAGAACUAUGGAUACUCAUAGAGGAGAUAUGUAUAUUCGAGACAUUUUAAAAACUAUUGGACAUACAGCAGCCAUAAAUUCUGGUUGUUUUCAUCCAGAUUUUAGUGAUGUCUUUGUUACUUGUAGUGAUGAUGGAACAGUAAGGAUUUGGGAUAUGACUAAAAAACUUUAUGGAGUUGCAUAAUGUUUAACUCAUAAAGAUGCUGUUAAAUGUGUUGAUAAAACAGGUCAUAAAGUAUUAGUACAAUGUGUAACAAUAAGAGGAAGACUUUUGUUAUGUGCUUGUAGUGAUAAUACUAUAAAAGCUUAUGAAGUCAAUUAAAAUUGUAGAGAAAUUAAAAAAAGACCAUUAUUUAUUAUACAAGAUGCUCAUAAAGGAUUUGUUACUAAAAUUAAAAUUUUAGCUGAUUAAAAACGAUUUAUUACAUAGAGUGUUGAUAAUACUAUAAAACUUUGGGAAACUACAAAUACUAAUCAUCAUAUUUAUCUAUAAUAUUGUAAUAUUAAUAGAUUUCCACCAACAAGAUUUGAUUUAAAUUUUAAUGAAAGUAUACUUGUAACAGCUCAUCACACUUUUAAAGAUGGAUAUCAUAUAGUAGGACCAACUGAAUUAUUAUUCUUAAAUGUUAAUGAUUUAAGUAUUAAUUGUAGAGUUUAGUUAUUUGAUUAAGCUAUUACAGAAGUUUUAUGGCAUCCAACAUUAAAUUAAAUAUUUUUAGGAAGUGAUGAUGGUCAUGUUAGAGCAUUGUUUAAUCCUAAAUUAAGUUAAAAAGGAGCUUUAUUAGCAACAAAUAGAGCAGUAAAAUUUGUUCAUGCUGAAAAUAUGGAACUUGAAAGACAUGUUUUAAUUCCUGAAAAUUUAUAUAUUUUUAAAGUAAGUGAAACAGUUCAUGGAGGAAUGAAAAUUGUUGAAGAAAAGAAGAGUGUUAAAGAUUAACCAAGAAAGCCUGAACCUCCAUAAAAAGGUCCAGGAAAAGGAGGAAAAAGAUCAGGACCAGCUACAUUAACAUAAAAUUUGAUGAGCACAUUAAAUGAUAGACCAGAAAAAGAAGAUGUUGUUGAAGAAUUAACAAAAUUGGAUGCUAUUACCAAAGCAAAUCCUCAAUAUGUCGCAUAGGCUUAUAAAUAUACAUAACCUGAUUAAAUAUUCGACUACUCUACAAAUUAAUAAUAAGAACACACCUUCUUAUCCUCAAUCAAAAAAAUAUGUCCUCAUUGUGGUAUGAAGAUUUGUGCUUGUAAAAGAAAAGUAGUUUGA